Molecule: messenger RNA, 2520 nt
Organism: Columba livia (rock pigeon)
Lineage: Eukaryota; Metazoa; Chordata; Aves; Columbiformes; Columbidae
Gene: IGSF21
Product: immunoglobin superfamily member 21
Exons: 11
Coding region: 1026-2339 (437 amino acids)
Biological process (GO): homophilic cell-cell adhesion; heterophilic cell-cell adhesion
Cellular component (GO): adherens junction
Source: RefSeq, a predicted model, not a curated record
UUCCGCGGCACAGGAAUCGAUGGUGCAGGCGGAGAGCGCUCCCGGCAGAGCCGGCGAUGGAGGGGAGAAUCGAUGGCUGCCUCGUUUGUCACCAAUCAGAAAUAUGGGAUAAUUGGAUUUCCUGCAAAUAGAGAAAUAAAUAAGUGAAUUCAUCAGCUGGGUCACGGUCAUCGACUUCUCUUGGGCCACCUUGGCAGAGCAAAACCCCGCCGACCCCUCGCCGGGACGCUUAACUCCGUGGGAAACCUAAUGGCAGCAUCUAAACCUAAACCCUCAUCCUCGGUCUUUAGUGAAAUUAAUUCUCUUUCCCGGUUCUGCCGACCCCAAGUCUGUGUAUCUCCCGCUAAAGCUGGAAGAAGAGAUGGUUUAGGGAGGAUUGUGGGGUUUUAGGUGGGAAAAAUUCAAAAUUCCACUUAUUUUGCAGAGGAACAGCAUCUUUAAUAACCUCUCAUUAUUACUCCAGGAUGGGAUUUUUGCUGGAUCUCAGAUGGGUUUGUGAAAGGUCUUACUUGCAAGUGGGGAAACUGAGGCACGCAGCAAGACUUGCUCCCAAGAGCAUCCUUUGAGCAUCUCCCUGCCGCUCCCAGCUCCGCUAAUUAGCCCUGACUGGGAUUAAGCUCCAGCCUAGAUUAACACCGUGAGCCGUGCUUUCCAAUAAUGAGCUGCCGGUGUCAUAAUCCUCACCCCGACGGGGGACGAAGCAGCAGCAAAACCAUCGGCGGGUCCAUCCCCGCUCACCCAAGACCCGGAUCAGACUAUGCCGAGGGCUCAACACCUUUUUUUCCAGACUUCAACAUCUGUAUCUAAUCCAUCCGCUUCAGUUUAGAGCUCUGACAAACCAGCCUGGAUACAAAUAAUUCACUUUAGUUUUUUUCCUUCUGAAUUGCAUCUCCGGGGUGGUUUUUUUGCUCAGCACCAGCUGGAGACGAGACCCUUGAUCCCAGCCUACCUGACCGUCAGCAUCGAGCCGCUGCCGCCCGUGGUGGUGGGAGACGCCGUCACCUUGAAAUGCAACUUCAAGACGGAUGGGAAGAUGCGGGAGAUCGUCUGGUACCGGGUCACCGAUGGUGGCACCAUCAAGCAGAAGAUCUUCACCUUCGACGCCAUGUUCUCCACCAAUUUUUCACACAUGGAGAAUUAUCGGAAGAGGGAGGAUCUGGUCUAUCAAUCCACCGUGCGAAUUUGCAAACUGGAUUUCCAAGCUUGUUUUUUCCCCAGCGCGAGGUAAUAAAAUUCUGCGUGUGGUGCGGAAAAGGAAAAUAGGCCUCCCCGAGGUUCGCAUUUCGGACAACGGUCCCUACGAGUGUCACGUGGGGAUUUAUGACCGAGCCACGCGGGAGAAGGUGGUCCUGGCGUCCGGGAAUGUGUUCCUCAACGUGAUGGCUCCCCCAACGUCCAUCUCGGUGCUCGCGGCCGACACGCCUGCGCCCUUCAGCCGCUACCAAGCGCAGAACUUCACCCUGGUGUGCGUGGUCUCUGGCGGCAAGCCCGCCCCACUGGUGUACUUCAAGCGGGACGGAGAACCCAUCGAGGCCACCCCGCUGCCGGAGCCGCCGGCCGGCGCCGGAAACUGGGCACCCCGUAACCUCCUUCACCGCGACCUGGAUGACACCAAGGUCCCCAAAUCUCUGGCAGGCGAAGGAGAAGUGGGAGGCGGCCAAUCCCCAGUCACCAUGGACCCACCGCGGGGCUUGGCUGCCGAGCGAGGUCCCGUCACCGAAAUCAUCCCUGAAACGGUGGUGAGCCGGGAGUUCCCGCGCUGGGUGCACGUGGCCGAGCCCAUCUACUAUUUCCGCCACACGCACGCGCCCGUCAGCGACGGGACGGUGGAGGCGCGGGCCACCCUCACCUGGACCCUCAACCCCCAAAUCGACAACGAGGCGCUUUUCAGCUGCGAGGUCAAGCACCCGGCGCUCUCCAUGCCCAUGCAGUCCGAGGUGACGCUUGUGGCUCCCAAGGGCCCGAAGAUCACGAUGACCCCGACGAGAGCCCGCGUGGGAGACACCGUGCGGAUCUUGGUGCAGGGCUUCCAGAACGAAGUCUUCCCCGAGCCCCUCUUCACCUGGACACGUGUGGGGAGCCGGCUCCUCGACGGCAGCGCCGAGCACGACGGCAAAGAGCUGGUGCUGGAGCGGGUGCCGGCCGAGCUCAACGGCUCCAUGUACCGCUGCACCGCCCAGAACCCGCUGGGCUCCACCGACACACACACCCGCCUCAUCGUUUUCGAAAACCCAAAUAUUCCCAGAGGAACAGAGGACUCCAAUGGUUCACUUACCGGCCACUGUGGCUUCAGACUAGUUUUGGUGCUCACCCUAACAGUGAUCCUGGAGCUGACGUGAAGCUUCGCCUGCCUCUUCCUCCUCCUCCUCUUCCUCCGUACGGCUCCACCUGGCAUUUACAUCUCCAUCAAUUGGUUCUCUUGCUCUCUCUUUUUUUUCUAUACUAUUUACAGUCUAUAUCUUUUUCUGUCUGUGUCUCGGCUUCCUCAGACAAUUUAAUUAAAAGGAAAAAAGAAAAUUC